AGUAAAAUAAAUAAAAGGACGAGGGGAGAGGUUGUGCGCAUUGUAUUGAUUAGAAAGAGUAGACCGACUAUUCUGCAGUGGUCUGUCUAUUGAUCAAUGAAGGCGCGCGAUUCCGUUUACUCGUACAUGUACCGUUCCGUUUUCGGCAGUUACGUAGUCCUUGUCUAACCGCCGUUCAGGCCGUUUUCGUGCGAGCACACGUAAGAACGGUAUGCGAAUUGGUGAAACAUGCCCAAAAAGAAGCCCGUUCCCGUUGAAGACCUUAUCAUCCCACCACAGGACACUAAAAUUUGCGGGACGAUAUGUCUAUGUCAAAUGACUCUAGUUUUGAGCAGUGUAGCAAUAGUUUAUUUAACAGUAGCGAUUUAUGUGCCGUCAACUCGUGCUAUGAAAUCUGGAAUUACCGAAAACCCUGUGAUGUGUACGACAACCAGAGCAGUAACAGUAGAAACCUGCGACUGGGGAUCUUGUGGGGAGUGGUGUCUUAGCAAAACAUCCGGUUCCUGCAUGCAAAUAUAUGUUAAUCUUAGACAAAACGGCUCAAAUUUACUCAUGGCAAAUUGUACAAAUAUCGCACAAAAAUUUUGUUACGGAAAAGAUCAAGAAAACGCCAAGAAAAGCAGAUGCAUUGCUGAUGAAUGUAAAAAUUUGACGGGAACCUUCAACUGUUCAAUGGGAAUGUGCUACGACAUCACCGACUCAUUCGAAUGUAUUUAUAAAGAAACAGAUCCACCUUUAAAAUGUUCGGGACGGAGAGGCAAAAUAACUUGCAUAGAUCUGGAUGGCUUGUACAAUUGUAACAGAGGAACCUGCGAAAGAAUCAGAACACCGUAUAAUUGUGACAGACAAUGCGGGGAUAUUCCGACUAGAAACAAAAAUGUAAUAGUUUUAAGUGGUGACGAGGUUUAUCUGUCGCAAUGUCAAAGAUGUUUAGACUCGGACACCGGUGAGGAAAUUUGGAACGAAUCGCAAGAUAACAUACUCAUGGCGUCUUGUUAUACGAUCCUUAACACCAGCAGGGGCCUCGAAGCGACCGACUGCAUAAACGGUUCCCUGCUUGCAAAUAAUAUACUCACGGAUCUCACAAAUUUCACCUACUUAAGUUACCUUAGCGUUUUUGCAACAAUACCACUUGACGAACGGAAAUUGGUCGCCCCUCCGGAACCUGAUCUUCUUAUAGCCAACGAAAGCAAGCUUCUUAUAAAUCUUGAGGGUUGCGUUAACACGUUGCGUGACGAAUGUAAAGAUUUCCUUAAAUACUACGGAAAGGAUGGCACAGAUCAUAACGCUCGAGCACGUUUUCCUUGCUACUUUUCAUCGGACGAUCCCGCUGUGGUUGUCGCACGUUUCGAUCUGGCCACGACCACUAAACAAUUUUUGUUUGCCUCUGUAGUGCCGUCUGUUCUCUUCGUCAUAUCAUGUAGUACACUUAUAUUAUGUCAAAAAACUGUUGUCGUCGGUGAUGACGCUAAAAUGAGGUUUCAGAGUUGCAUUAAGAACGAAGACGAAGACGAAUGCGAUAAUAUUGAAAAGACAGCUUCUACUAACAACAUGCCAGAUCGUGGAGGAGGAAAUUCGAUAAUGGCACUUUGA
This is a messenger RNA of Aethina tumida (small hive beetle), 1593 nucleotides long. RefSeq lists its product as uncharacterized. The transcript has a single exon. The record is from RefSeq and is a predicted model, not a curated record. Gene Ontology annotation, molecular function: sodium channel regulator activity. Gene Ontology annotation, biological process: regulation of sodium ion transport. Lineage: Eukaryota; Metazoa; Arthropoda; Insecta; Coleoptera; Nitidulidae. Bases 229 to 1593 code for a protein of 454 amino acids.